This is a messenger RNA of Magallana angulata, 4651 nucleotides long. Its product is annotated as run domain Beclin-1-interacting and cysteine-rich domain-containing protein-like. The coding region runs from base 118 to 2973 and encodes 951 amino acids. Gene Ontology annotation, cellular component: intracellular membrane-bounded organelle. Lineage: Eukaryota; Metazoa; Mollusca; Bivalvia; Ostreida; Ostreidae. The record is from RefSeq and is a predicted model, not a curated record. Gene Ontology annotation, molecular function: phosphatidylinositol phosphate binding. The transcript has 23 exons.
AUAACCAAGGAGCUUCAUUUUGACACAUGACAAAUUCGGGCAGUCAAGAUGUAAACAAGACGAAUAUUUGUUUUGAGGAGUUUUAAAGAAGGACAUAGCCUCUUGGAUCAUAAAAAGAUGUCUGAUGAAGUAAACGCGGAUCAUAAUUACAGGUCAGAACGUCAAAGCCUACUGUUUGGAUUGAAGGCAGUUACAGAGGGGCUUUUAUCCGGACAGAGCAGCAAUGUUUGGAACAUCCAUGGAGGACUUAACAGAAUGUGUGUUCAACUGGAACACAUUAUGUAUCAUGGUUUGAAGAGUAUCAAGGGAAAUUUUGGGAUAGAGUUGGAUUUCUGGCCAUUUGUGUACAGUCUUAAGAUGUUGAACCCAGUCUUGGCCCCUGCCUUAGACAAGGUCAACCGAUCAGGAGGAAAUAAAGGGUCAAUGUGGCUGAGAGAAAGUUUAAGGGAUCACACCCUGUCCUCGCAGUUGUCUACCUUGGUGUGCAACAAAUCACUGAUGAAAAGGUUUUACAGUGACUUGGCAUUCCUGAAUGAUGCACAAUACUUCAAAGCUCUUUGUGUUUGCUUAAAAGCUAUUGAACUCAACCAAAUUUCCUUGUUGGCUGAACUAGACCUAAAACUGCUUAGUAAUAACCAUGAACCUAACAUGAGGGGGUCGAGGAGUAGAUCUUGGGCUGUACCAGAAAGAAAACAUCACUUAUCGACCAGUGAGGGAAAAUCAAGCUCCCAUGGUGCCAUGGCUUUGGCACCACCAUUUGCAUCUCCAAAAAAGGAGAGUAUCUUGUGUAUGUCAGAUGAGCAUGCUGUUCCUUCUUCAAUCAGAGCAAGCACAAGCCCUGAGGACACAAAGAACAUGGCUCGUGAAUCUUUGAGAACAGUUCUACGGAAAUCUGGUUCCGACUCCCCAACUGGGGAUGCCCCUGACUUUAGUUUCUAUGACAACCUCAACAGUGACCCAUUAUUGAAUAUAGAGUUUAGUGAAAAUGCGGCCACUGAUAGUGAGAAUUCACAUGCAGAAGUGGGAUCUGGUGAACGCAUUGUCAAUUCAAGUGCAAAGAAGGCCAUAGUGAGGAGCCAGUCAGAUACAGGGAUGUCAAAAACUUUAACUGUGAUUAAAAAUAUAUACAAAGACAACGAGGACUUUGAGCCCGGAAAGUCAGGGACUGUGAACAGGCUCGAGGAUAUUUUUUCUGACUCUGAGUGCCCCAAAAAGGGGGAAGAAGAAAAUGUCAAGGUCAAAGCAAAAUCAAAAGGGCAUAAAAGGUCAAGGUCAGAUCAUGGAGGUAUAAAAGUGGAGAAAGGACCCCAGAAAGAAAAAGGAAAAGUGCCAAAUAAAACUCAGAGAGAAGAUUCAUCUGAACCAGCAAGUAAAGAUAUACCAGGGGAGACAACUUUCAGGCAGCCUGUACAUGGUCAGUCCCUCAUCAACUACCUGUCUUCUCAGGAUUUUAACACCUGUGCCAAUCUAGACAAGGAGAAUGCACAUUUCAGUAUAUCUGAGGCAUUGAUAGCAGCCAUAGAACAAAUGAAGUGGAACCACGUCAUAAGUCCGAAGGACCGUGAGGAUCCUGAGGAGGAAGACUCGGACGAGGAAAUCAACAAACUGAAGCAGCGAAUCCGCAUCCGCAAACAGCAGAAACUAAGGGAGAAAGCCAAAUUUUUCCCUACAUCCAGUGAUGGACUUACUGAAACGGCUACAACUAGCAAGAGUCCCUCUUCAGUGUUAAAUUCUUCCUGUCAAGAUAACACAGAUAGCAGUAAUUCAGACAUUGAGGUGGAUGAAAUCAAUCUAACAAUUUCAGACAAUGAGCAAGACAAUGAGACCAAUCUGAGUUUGAUCAAAUCUGAGGGUCUUUCACUGUCCCUUGCCUCCCUGUACUCAGAUGCAGAUUUACAGAAAGUGAAGCCAGAUAGACAAAGCUCUAUGGAGAUAUCUGACCAAUCUGGCAUGUCAGCAGAGUCGGUAGCCAUUUUGUUGUUAAAGAAAUUCUCGGAAAAGCAGCUUCCAAAGGCAUCCGAGCUGGAGUGGCUGGUACCUAUAUCUGAGGCUCCACAGGAGUUACUUCCCUUACCAAAGUCAUAUCCAGUAUCUCCAGAUGAUAUUGAAAAUGAGAUUGGAGGAUUCACAAACUCGCUGUUUGGGACAUUGAGAUUGAGAGGGAACAAUGAAUGGGCUCCUCCCAGAUCACAGAUCAUCUUUGACAUCCAUCCAUAUCAAAAGAGAGCUGUUGUUAUGGCAAAGCAAAAUUUCCGGUGUGCUGGAUGUGGAACCCGAGUUGAACCAGCCUAUAUUAAAAGAUUCCGAUACUGUGAAUAUCUAGGGAAAUACUUUUGUCAGUGUUGUCAUAGAAACGAAAUCAACUACAUUCCGGGGCAUAUAAUCAGGAAGUGGGAUUUUAAACAGUAUCCAGUGUCCAAUUUCUCUUGGAGAUUACUUUCAAGGAUUUUUAAUGAACCUUAUUUUAACCUAAGUACAAUUAAUCCAUCACUGUUCAAACGAGUGAAGUUGUUGGAGACAGUCCAUGCUUUUAGAGUGCAGCUCAUGUAUCUGUGUAAAUUUCUCAGAAUUUGUAAAUAUUCAGAAAGUCUGGUUGGUGAUAUAAAUGCAGAGCCCUCACAUUGGUAUGAAGAUGUGGACGUCUACUCCAUUAGUGACCUUGUUGGUAUAAAGAACAGUUCUAUAGUGACAAAGCUGAAGGAUUUAGUGACAAAGUCCAUAGAUCACGUGGAGCAGUGUUCGUUCUGUCAGGGCUUUGGCUACAUCUGUGAGCUGUGUGGAGAUGAGAGUGAUAUCAUCUACCCAUUCCAGUUGCAGACUGUCGUUGUUUGCAAAGAUUGCACAUCAUGUUUCCAUAAAGGGUGUUAUGUAGAGGGAAAGUGUCCCAAAUGUAUCAGGAUUGAAGCAAGAAGGCAGAGACAAUUGCUGGAAACGAAGAUCUUUGAUUCCUCAGAAGAAGAGAGCGGAAGUUAAGACUGCAACUAAUAGUGAAAUAGUGCAAUUAUUGUGAUAUUUUUCUUUGAAUUUAAUCUUUUAAUUUUUUGUUGUUGAAAUCCUGUAUAAAAUUUAUUUGUUUUUUAAUAAUAUAAGUGAGUGAAUUUAUCCUUUUAACUAUAAAAUAAAACCAUUGAUUAAUUAAAUCAAAUCAAACUGAUCACUCAGUAAUACAAUUAAAAAAUAUGCUUUUUAUUUUCAUUUUGAAAUGUAUGUUUUUUUAUAUAUCAUUAUGGAACAUUAACAGCUGUUUAUUAUUAUUGGCUAGCUUUAUAUUUAAGGCAGGUUAGAGUAAUAUGAUUUAUAUACCACGUACCAGUUUUCAUUUCUGCAGACAUUGUGUAUUGUUGGUUUACUUAAUGAAAUCAACAUACUGCAAUAUUGUUUAAAAUCAAUUUUGAAAUAAAUUAUUUAAUUUACAAUUGUUUUAAUUUUCUAUCGUUUGAAUUUAUAUCAAAUACUAAUAUCAGUUUAUAGUUAAGCAGCAGAUUUCUAGCUCUCUGGGAAAACCUUUUGGACCUGAGUAAGUGAUAUUGUAGAUAAUAGUGAUACUGUAGAUACUAUUUGUUUGAUACUGUAUAUUCAUGUACUAGAUAUGUGAUACUGUAAAAGUGGUUACGCUGGAAGUAAGGUACGCUUUUUUUUGAACAGUUGAACAGUUUAUUUUAUCUCUUUGGUUGUAAUUUACAACAUAGAGAAUAUGACAAACAUAUACACAAUAUAUACUUCAUGCGUAAGUAGAGAAAAAAAGUAAACAAUUAUAGUUGUUCUCUACAAAAUAUAUAUGUAGCAUUAAUGUACAAUUUUUAUUAUGUAGAUUAAUAACCAGGAGGUUAAGCCUUCUAGUUAACAAUACUUAUAAAUUUACAUAACUUGCUUAAUAAGCUUACAUUGUUUGAGGAAAAAAGCUUGGUAAAUUUAACAAUAUAUGGUCUAAAAAGAUAAAUAUUUGGUAUAUACUUUUCUCUUUCGUUUUUCAAUACAGUGCAACACAAAAUAUAGUGAAAAUCAUCUCCAAAGUCUCUGUUUAAAAAAUUACAUAACCUGUUACUUCUUUCUAUGUCAUCCAUCUCUCAGUUUCAAUAGGUAAUUUAUGGUUUGAAGUUCGAAAUCUAGCUAAAACUUGUUUCAUAUAAUUACUUAAAUUAGAAUUAACAUACGGUUGGCAUCUAAAGUCUAAAUUAGUAAACACUUUAUAUAUAUAACACCUUUUGAAGAAUUAUUGCAGAUUGAUUCCCAGUUUUGUUGAAACUGAUCUGUUAGUUUUUGUUUUAAGCUUUUGAUUAGCCAAUCAUGAUUAACUUCUUGGUUAUUCAUCCAAUUAUUACUGUACCCACUGUCAUCUAAAAUUGAUUUCAAGUUUUUAGCCAUUUGGAUUCUUUACCAUUCACAUAUUUAGCAUAAAGUAAAUAUACAUUAUGUAACAAUAUUUUGACUGUUUUCCAUGAAUAAUUGUUAACCAAUAUGCAAUAAUUCUUGUCUUGAUGUGUACAAUUAAUGGUACUUUAAUGGUAUAUUCAAGGCAGGUUAGAGUAAUAUGAUUUAUAUACAACAUACCAGUUUUCAUUUCUGCAGACAUUGUGUGUUGUUGGUUAAUGAAAUCAACAUACUGCAAUAUUAUUCAAAAUCAAGUGUUGAAAUAAAUUAUUCAAUUUAC